Molecule: messenger RNA, 801 nt
Organism: Emys orbicularis (European pond turtle)
Lineage: Eukaryota; Metazoa; Chordata; Testudines; Emydidae
Gene: HES1
Product: hes family bHLH transcription factor 1
Exons: 4
Coding region: 1-801 (266 amino acids)
Biological process (GO): negative regulation of neuron differentiation; anterior/posterior pattern specification; regulation of neurogenesis
Cellular component (GO): nucleus
Molecular function (GO): protein dimerization activity; RNA polymerase II cis-regulatory region sequence-specific DNA binding; DNA-binding transcription factor activity, RNA polymerase II-specific
Source: RefSeq, a predicted model, not a curated record
AUGCCCGCUGACAUGAUGGAGAAAAACUCCUCCCCGGUCGCGGCGACCCCGGCCAGCGUCAGCGCGACGCCGGACAAACCCAAGACCGCGUCCGAGCACCGCAAGUCCUCCAAGCCCAUCAUGGAGAAGCGGCGGCGGGCGAGGAUCAACGAGAGCCUGAGCCAGCUGAAAACCCUCAUCCUGGACGCGCUCAAGAAAGACAGCUCGCGGCACUCCAAGCUGGAGAAGGCCGAUAUCCUGGAGAUGACCGUGAAGCAUCUCCGGAGCCUGCAGCGCGCCCAGAUGACGGCUGCUCUCAGCACGGACCCCACGGUGCUGGGCAAGUACCGGGCCGGCUUCAGCGAGUGCAUGAACGAGGUGACCCGCUUCCUCUCCACCUGCGAGGGGGUGAACACCGAGGUGCGCACCCGUCUCCUAGGUCACCUGGCCAGCUGCAUGACCCAGAUCAAUGCCAUGAACUACCCGGCACAGCCACCGCCACUGCCCCCACCCGGGGCUCCGCACGCCUCCUUCGGGCAGCCGCUGGUGCAGAUCCCCGCGGGGGCAGCACCCCCAGGCGGCGGUGUGGUGCCGCUCAGCGGGAUGCCUUGCAAGUUGGGGAGCCUGGCGGGGGAGGCCACCAAGGUGUACGGUGGCUUCCAGCUGGUGCCUGCCUCGGACGGCCAGUUCGCCUUUCUCAUCCCCAACACCUUCGCGCCUGGCGGGGCCGUGGUGCCAUUGUAUCCCAGCGGCGGGCCGGGCUCUGGGGGCCCCACCGGCGGGCCUUCGCUCACAGCGGACUCUGUGUGGCGGCCCUGGUGA